AUGUUUGAUAAUAGUUAUUCUUCUAAAGCUAUCAAUACUAUUCAUUUGAAACUACUUUCUACUUAUCAAAAUGUUAUUAAAGAUUUAAAAGAAUCUUCUAAAGCUAAGAAUAAAUCAAAUAGUUUAAUCUACAUUCUUCGAAAAGGUAACAAAAGUGCUAAUCAAUCUUUGAAUGAUGGUAAUAAUGGUUAUUUUACCAAGAUGAAGUCAUUGAUACAUAUAAAAUUAAUCAAAAAAAUGAAAGUGAAGAAAGUUCAAAAAAAAGAGAGGUCAAAAGAAUAUUGUCCAUAG
This is a messenger RNA of Dentiscutata erythropus, 291 nucleotides long. The record is from the annotation of a GenBank genome assembly. Lineage: Eukaryota; Fungi; Glomeromycota; Glomeromycetes; Diversisporales; Gigasporaceae.